AUGUCGCCCGAAUCGCACGUAGAAUCAGUCCAAAAAGGGUUUGAGCUGAUUGCACUCGCUGCGACCUUUUUGGCGGGCGUGCAAGCUCAGGUCAUGAGUAUUACUAUGAAUAUACCACUCGAGAGCCAAACGACGAAGAUUUCUCUUAUCAAUGCCUUUUUCCUCAUCGGCCUCGUGCUCGACAUCAUGGCCGCAUGUCUUUCGUUCCUUACCUCUCGAUGGCUCGGACGUCUCACAGUAGGAGAAAAGGAAUUUUUGAACAAGUGGUUCGAUGAACGCGAUAAACGUGCGGCGAACAAGGCGAAGGCGGAUCCACCUGGGGACACCCAGCCCGCGGCGGAGAACGACACAGAGGCGUAUUCACCUGGUCCAGUUGGCGUCGUUGAAAAAUUCAUUGUUUGGUGGACAUCCCUUUCCCUCUUCAUCCCACUCCCCUUGAUCGUAUUCGGGGUGGGAUUCAUGGCGGUGGGCAUCCAGAUCUACAUCUGGACACUCCAGAAGCGCCUCGUCGCCAUUAUGGUCACCAUCGCUUACGCAGGCGUCACCCCAUUCCUCAUAGGCGUUUUCGUGAUUGGUCGAGAGCCCGACCGACGGGAACGAAUCAUGUACAAGCUCGCAAUGCGUCGGGGAGAUUGGUAA
This is a messenger RNA of Serendipita indica DSM 11827, 639 nucleotides long. Lineage: Eukaryota; Fungi; Basidiomycota; Agaricomycetes; Sebacinales; Serendipitaceae. The record is from the annotation of a GenBank genome assembly.